AGAAACGACGAGUGCGGUGCGGUAUACGAUGUCGUCCGGCCCGGUACAAGAAGUAUUGUAAGCAGCGGCGCGCCGCGAUUAUUCUCGCGACUUUGUAAACCGAGAGAGAAAGAGAGACAAGAGAAGAUACUAAGUAUAUAUACAGCACGCCUAUAUAAGCGGGGAGCUGCUCUCAGGCGUGCCGCCGUCGUCGCGCGUAGGACGUACAAGAGACAUCACGCACCGGGGAGAGAGAGAGAGAGAGUGAGAGAGAGAGCGGGACGAAGAAACGACCAGCGCCAGUGCGGGCGGCGCGAGAGAGAGAAGAGCUGCAGAGCAGCCAAGAAGGAAAAUAAGAAGAAAGAGUGCUGCCCGAGAGGGAGAGAGUCGUCGGCGCGGGCACCGAGGAGGCAAACAAAAUAGGAUAGUUGCAGGGCUUGUAGCCACAGAGAAGACUGAUCAAGGAUUUAGUUGAGCUUAGGGCUCAGUAAUCUUGCAAGACUUUGUGCCAGAUAUACAGCCGUAAGCAUGUCUGUUGAAACACUCAGUGAUUCCGAACUUCGGACCAAACUUUCUGAGUAUGGGUACCCAGUUGGACCGGUUACUCAGACAACCAGAAAAAUUCUUGUCAAAAAGCUGAAGACGCUCAUGGAAUCACGCGGAUCUGCAGGCUCUCGGCACUCGAUGGCUGCAAGGUACAGUAGUGAUGAUACAGAUGAUGAUACCUCUGCAAGUGCUAAGAAUAAGAAGAAGAAAGCUCCUCUUACCACACGUAGACAAACUUUAGCUAAUCCUAUGCCACCACCUGCAACAGCUCCAAUCCUAUCUACGCUUACAGCUAAAAACACAGCAAAGAAGCGUAUGUCUAGAAAUUUACAAGCUGCCGAUUCAGAAGAUUUGGAUGUAAAUAAUGUUGUACCAGUCAUUCACACACCUCCACCUUCAAGAACUGAAAAAAUCUUUGCCAAAAGCACCAAACCAUCUAAAGAUAACAACGAUGGCCUAGAAACAGGUUCAGAUUCUGAUGCAGUAGAAGAGGUUCCGCCAUCACCACCAUCAUCACCGCCCGUUACCAAAUUUGGUAUUGGCACCACCAAAUUGUAUAAUGAUCGAGCACCUCUUACUGCAGCAGAUGUUAAUUCACCAAAGUCUUAUGAAACUAAUUGGAGGAGAACAUUAAGAGAGUCGCAUGAUACUAAUUUACGCACAAGUACAAGUACAAGUACUCCCACUUCUAAAAAUGAAAGAUAUUCAGUAAACUUGCCAAAGGCUAGUACUAUUUUAGACUCUGCCAGGAAUGAUUCGCUCUCAUCAUCAAAAGAUAGUACAAAAAAAGAUGACAUUCUUUCCAAUUAUGAUACACCGUAUUUAUCUGAGUUCACACGCAGACUUAGCGUGCAAGCAUCUGUGAACUUACCUUCUCUAUCUAAGACUAGUUUGAAAGGAACAAAGUAUCGUCUCUCGGGGUUGAACAGUACACCGGAAGCAAAAGAUAGCGAUUCUAAUGGUCACUUUAAUUCACCUCUGAGACCAACUUAUCCUUCAAGCUCAAGUAUGACCUAUGUCACAUCUUCAUUGGACAAGACUCGCGACGUCAAUAAAGUAUUCAAGUCGUCUACGGUUCCUAGAGAAGAAGUGAAGAACAAUCAGAAUCUUAUUUCAAUGGUUCUUGUCAUUGUGCUGGCCUUAUUUUUUGGAGGUUUGGCAAUUGUCUACUUGGGACUUGAAGGAAAAAAUGACACUUUCCCUCUUCUACCUGCUGAUAGCGACAUCCCAAUAUGCUCACCAGUAGCAUAUGAUCAAAAUAAACCUGGAUCAAACUGUGUGCCUGAAGAAAGUGUAAAAGAUACAUUGCAAUUAAUCAAGCGACUUCAUCCAGUUUUAUUGAAAAGAGCUAUAGCUGCUGAAUGUUAUAGCGCUAAAGAAUCGCCAUACUUGAGUACCAAUGAAAUCAUAAACAUGUUUUCAAAUACUGAAUCGCAAGAAGUAAGAGUAAAAGAAAGUUUACACAUGGCUCAUUUACUCAUUUUCAAAAAUCCUAAAUGGGGGAUGUCUCUUAUAGAGAUUGCUGAUGGAAACGAUAUGCCCCAAAUUCUUGAUACAAUGGAGAAAGUAUUUUUGACACGUAUAGAUGGGAAAGUGGGAGUUUUAAUACCUGAACCAGAUUUACCUUUGCAAUGUCUUGUGAGAAAACGAAUCCUGACCGUAUUUACAUCUCUUCUGAUAGCUGCUUUUGGUGCACUAGUUGUUAUUGGUUGUCAAAAAUUGGUGCUUGCAUACUGGCGAUACAAGAAAAAUGCCGAAAAAGAAGUGUUUAACUUAGUCAGUGAAAUAAUAAGUAUGCUUGAACUACAUCAUCAAAGCUUUGCAACAACUAGUCCUGGUGGUACACAAGAGAGUUAUCUAGCAAUAAAUCAUAUAAGAGACAAUCUUAUACCACCAAAAGAUAGAAAAAAAUUAGCUGGAUUAUGGGAUAAGGCGGUCAAAUUUUUAGAUGAAAACGAAUCAAGAAUUCGAAGGGAGGUACAAUUGGUCUCUGGUGAAGAGUUUCAAGUUUGGCGCUGGCUGCCCAGUAACUCGACUGCUCCUAAUUCUCCUGGAGCCAGUGCUACUCCAAAAAUGUCUAAAGUUUGGCAAGGAAGCGCAUUUGAAACCAUGGAAGGAUCUGUAAACAGUCCAGCGUGCUCUCCUACCCCUUGCCUCAAAAUAAGGCACAUGUUUGAUCCAGAUGUCGAAUUCGAAGAAGACUGGGAGACAAAAGUCAAAGAUGCCAUUCUCGAGAAAUGCGGUGAAAGCGUUAAGAUUUUACAUAUUAAAGUUGACCGUGGCAGUCGUGAGGGAUGCGUAUACAUGAAAUGUAUGUCUCAAGAAGAUGCUGGUAAAGCAUACAAAGCUUUGCAUGGAUGCUGGUUUGAUGGCCAUUUGGUUACUGUUAAAUACUUAAGACUGGAGCGUUACCACGAACGUUUCCCAGAAGCUGUAAAUUUUACGACUCCUUUGAAGCCAAGUAACAAUCAACGACUUUCUAUGCAGGCUCACUACUGGACAAAUUCCUCUGAAGCAAACUAAUUUAAGACUUAAAAAUGUUCUUUUUGUUUAUCACGUUUUAUAAUUGGUUUCAUAUCAAACAUUGCGAGAUACAUAAUACAUCGUCAAAUGUCUAAUAUAAAUUCGUAAAUAACCCUUUCGUUUUUGUGUAUAAUUGUAGCCUCGUUGAGCUAAAAAGUGGUAAUGUUUUAAUGAUUUUAAAGUAAUCACUUUUGUAUUCUCUUAAUUUUAAAUAACUUAGUUUGGUUUUAUUAUAUACUGACAAAAAAAAAUUUAACUGCGAAGCUUGUAUGCAACAGGUUUGUAUUUAUAUUAGAAUAUAUCUUCGUAUUUUAUCAACAAAAAGAAAAAAGAUUUGAAAUUAUUGUCAGAUUUUGCUAAAUUAACUGAGAUUUACGAACAUGACUCAUAAUCAUUAAUUGAUACGGAUAAGGUAAAAAAAAAACGAAUGUAAAAAUGUUAUCAUGAAAUAUUGUUUACGUUAAUAGCGUUUACGAAUUUUUUAUAAUCUUAUAACUAAAAAAAAUAAUUAGCUUUUUGUAUAAAUUGAUUUUUCUUUUUUUUACCAAUCCCACUUUUAUAUAAUUCAAUUCACCGCCUAAAAAUGAAAAUACAAUAUUUUUUUAUAAUGUAUUAUUACAAAUAAAGUUGUAAUAUUAAAAUAAUUAGAUUCAUCUUUUUACUGCUACUACUAUUAUUAUAUUAACUUUAAAUUAUUUUCGUGCACUUCUACUUAAGUCAUACUUAAUUUUAAUAAAUGACAUUUUAUAAGUGUAAGACUUAUACGAGUAAUUUCUGUAAAUAUAUUAUAAAUAAUAAACAAUAUUUUCAUUCUAAUAAA
Messenger RNA from Nasonia vitripennis (jewel wasp), 3868 nucleotides. It is a transcript of the gene MAN1, whose product is annotated as inner nuclear membrane protein Man1. NCBI's taxonomy places the organism in Eukaryota, Metazoa, Arthropoda, Insecta, Hymenoptera, Pteromalidae. The coding region runs from base 508 to 3048 and encodes 846 amino acids. Gene Ontology annotation, molecular function: chromatin DNA binding. Gene Ontology annotation, biological process: nuclear envelope organization; negative regulation of BMP signaling pathway. The record is from RefSeq and is a predicted model, not a curated record. Gene Ontology annotation, cellular component: nuclear inner membrane. The transcript is spliced from 12 exons.